AUGCCGCAGCAAGUGGAGGAACAGCCAUUGGAAGGCCGUGAAUGCGCAGUUUGUUUCGUCAAACGCCCCUUCAUCCUCCACCAUCUCCCCUACAGAGGUGUCUACCACCAUCUUUGCACUGCAUGUGUACUUGAAUCCCACCCAGGUUCCUUCUGCCCUAUCUGCUUUGAUAUCUUCCUCUACAACCCUCCUCCUCCUCACCUCUGUAUCCAAUGCUCAAAAUGCACCUCUAUCUCACACCUCUCUUGCAUCCCUAAUGUUGAUUCCUCCUCCCAAGGUUACUUGUGCCCUCCUUGUUUAAACCCUAAUUUCACUUACUUCUUUGCUACUCCCAAUCAUGAUAACACCUUUGAAAUUAACCUCCAUUUGGCUAAACAAUUGGUGGUUGCUGCUACUAUUGUUUCUGAGCACAUUCACAGUGCCGAUGAUCUAGCCCGAAUUAGCGCCAAAAAUAAGGUCAAGGAAGCUCUAUCGCCUAAGGUCGAAGCUACCCGGGCUUUGGAGAGGAUAAGAAGCAGGAAGCGAGGAAGCAAGACUGAGAUGAUUCGAGCAUGUGAAGAAGAGAUGAACGAAUGUCCCAAUUUGGAGCCGGCUAUGGAAGGUGUUAGGAGAGGUAGAGGUAGGCCGAAGAAGUAUCAAGAAAAGAGGUGA
Molecule: messenger RNA, 651 nt
Organism: Capsicum annuum
Lineage: Eukaryota; Viridiplantae; Streptophyta; Magnoliopsida; Solanales; Solanaceae
Exons: 1
Coding region: 1-651 (216 amino acids)
Source: RefSeq, a predicted model, not a curated record